CUCAGUCUCAAUACAACAUACCCACUUCACUGCCUUUCGCAACGAGGCUCUAGACAGACGCAAACGACUGUAUUCAUUACACUGCGUUCUCAGCACAACCACGGCCGAUAUCUUCCAAUCCCAGGUAUGCACUCUGCUUACAAGUCACACCACUCUCCACUCGAAGAUCUCGUUACUGCGCAGGGAGUCAGAGUAUGGAAGCGAAUUCCCAGCCCCGCUUGUACGACAAGCGUACGAAAACAACGCAGCCUUGCUGCAACGCAUCUCGGAAAUCAGCGACAACUGGCCGCAGCACUGCUUCCAACAUCACUUGAGACGAUAUAAAAAGCAAUCUCGUACAGAAAUAAGAACUGUGAAUGGCCACAACAAGAGGUGGAGAGGCGUGGCAUCCUCUAAAGCGUGAAACACUAUUGCAGCAACCAUGUAUGGCAUAUGUUGUGUACAGCAGCACACCCAAAGCCUCACCGCCAUUCCAACAAGACUUACAGGCUACCACAUUCUGCGCGCAAACCCUCGAGGUUCAGCUGUUCAUGCCACAAACCAAUCAUCACGGCUGCUGCACGACAAUCACGACAGUCAUGUCACCUGAACACCAAGAUACCGUGAUCGACGGGUCAAUGCACGCGUCGGCUCAAUGCACGCGUCAGCUCAGUGCACGCGUCGGCUCAAUGCACGCGAUCACCAUAACACACAUAUUUCCUCAACACCAUAACUCCACCAAAUCAUGUCUGUUUUUAAUGCGCUUGAAACAGCACGUGCAGCUGCACCUGGCAAACAGACCUGCUACCAAAAACUCGCUGAUCAGAUGGGGUUCCUGCGGUUCAUGUUGUUGCGCAAUGAUCGAGGCGUUACUAUGGGUGAUUUUUCAUAAUACCUUGGACAUCAGCUGAUCCAACCAAUCAAUGGAUGCCCAUGCGUAGGUCUCGUACUGCACGCGUAUUUAUAAGUAUAUCUGCCAAAACCUUGCCCUCAUCAAAUUGCUGCCCCUCUGCAAACCCCAACAUAGGGGACAAACUUAGAAAAAGGGUACAGAUAGAUCUCUUAUACUAC
Molecule: messenger RNA, 1050 nt
Organism: Macroventuria anomochaeta
Lineage: Eukaryota; Fungi; Ascomycota; Dothideomycetes; Pleosporales; Didymellaceae
Exons: 1
Coding region: 357-890 (177 amino acids)
Source: RefSeq, a predicted model, not a curated record